Molecule: messenger RNA, 2445 nt
Organism: Amaranthus tricolor (Joseph's coat)
Lineage: Eukaryota; Viridiplantae; Streptophyta; Magnoliopsida; Caryophyllales; Amaranthaceae
Product: probable plastidic glucose transporter 2
Exons: 14
Coding region: 237-1565 (442 amino acids)
Biological process (GO): monosaccharide transmembrane transport
Cellular component (GO): membrane
Molecular function (GO): hexose transmembrane transporter activity
Source: RefSeq, a predicted model, not a curated record
UUGUCACAACGUUAUUCAUUUGAUUUUCUUUACCUUACACAAACAAGUAAAGCGCCUUCGCGUAGCUUCUCCUGUUUUGUAUUCCUUGGUACUUAUGCACUAGGAACAAAUCACCCACUAAUUUCCCGUUGAUUUCCUCUCUUUAUAUAUGAUCAUCAUUCACAAAAUUCAGUCUUUUUUCACAAUUAUAAGAUUGUUUUUAAAUUGGUGUGAAUUGAGCUACUAUUGAAGUGGGUAUGAAUUUUCCUACUUAUAAACGGAUGAAUUCAAGAGAUUACGCCGAAACAAUGGAUGUAGAAGAUCACUCAGGUUUCUUGCUGAAUGAUACUUGGGUAAAUAAUGGGAAGCCUUCAUGGAAGCGAUCAUUGCCUCAUGUACUUGUGGCAACUUUGACAUCAUUUUUGUUUGGCUACCAUAUAGGAGUUGUUAACGAACCACUUGAAAGCAUUUCUCUUGAUCUUGGAUUUAAAGGCAACACGCUAGCAGAAGGUUUUGUGGUGAGCGCAUGCCUUGGGGGUGCUUUUGUUGGUUGUGUUUUUAGUGGCUCAAUUGCUGAUGGAUUUGGACGUCGCAGAGCUUUUCAGUUAUCUGCGCUUCCCAUGAUACUAGGUCCUUCUAUAAGUGCAAUGGCAAAAACACUGCAGGCUAUGCUGUUGGGAAGGCUGUUAGUUGGAUUUGGCAUGGGUUUGGGUUCUUCUGUUGCUGCUCUCUAUGUGGCAGAGAUUUCUCCAGCUUUCGUAAGAGGUACCUAUGGGAGCUUCAUUCAGAUCGCAACAUGUCUUGGUCUCAUGGCAGCUCUAGUUAUCGGAAUCCCCUCAAAAGAUAUUAUUGAAUGGUGGCGCAUGUGUUUUUGGCUGUCUACCAUUCCAGCUGCUACACUUGGCCUUGGCAUGAUACUCUGUGCUGAGAGCCCAAUUUGGCUUUACAAGCAAGGAAGAAGCUCAGAGGCCGAGACUGAAUUCGAGAAACUCUUGGGUGGGCCACAUGUCCACUCUGCUAUGGUGGAAUUGGAAAAGGCCGACAGAGGAGACACGGACGGAGUAACACUAUCGGAGUUACUUUCUGGUCGACAUUCGAAAGUUGUUUUUAUUGGAUCAAUCCUGUAUGCUUUGCAGCAGCUAUCUGGCAUAAACGCUGUUUUCUACUUCUCGUCAACUGUAUUUAGAAGUGUUGGUGUACCAGCAAACCUUACGAACGUGUUUAUAGGAAUCUCCAAUUUAGCAGGCUCGAUUAUUGCGAUGACAUUUAUGGACAAGGUGGGGAGAAAAAUGCUGCUGCUUUGGAGCUUCUUGGGCAUGGCUGUAUCAAUGGGUCUACAAGUUGCUGGCGCAAGUUCUUAUAUGCCGGAGGCUAUAGCAUUUUACUUAUCUGUUGGUGGUGUGCUAUUAUAUGUUUUAACAUUUGCGGUUGGUGCUGGUCCUGUUCCGGGUCUGCUCCUCCCUGAAAUAUUUCCAAGCCGGAUUAGAGCAAAAGCGAUAGCUUUUUGUAUGUCGGUCCAUUGGCUUUCAUACAGGUCUUUAACUUCUUGGUGGGAUUGUUGUUCUUGCGUCUACUUGAAAAACUAGGACCGCAGAUCCUGUAUACUAUGUUCAGCAGUAUCUGCUUACUAGCUGUUGCCUUCGUUAAGAAGAACGUGAUAGAGACAAAAGGAAGAACGCUUCAAGAAAUCGAGAUUGCUCUUCUUCCCGAUGAAUAGAGUUGGUUCUUGUUCAGCUCGAAUUAUUUGGGAUUUAUGAAUGUUAUCAUGCUUUAUCAACUUUAUUCACAGUUAUCUAUCUCAGAUGGUUCCUAACAGUAGUAAUCAUAGAAAUUCUUGCGGCUUGACAUAUUGAAUUUACGAGGAUCAAACUAGUGUUAGCCGAAGUGGAUGUUUUAUCACGAGGAGUAUAUGACGAGUAAUAUAGCGAGGACUGUCGAUUUCUGGAGCUAUUGCUGCUCUGUAUCUAACUCAAGUCCUUGAGGCGGAAUCUGUAUAUGCUAUGAGCUAUGAAUUUAUUUACAUUUCGAAAUAAGAGUAGUGCAUUUUUUGCUCUUCUGCUACUGCUACAUUGUAGAAAUUGCUCUUUGUGCAAGAAUACUCUUAUACUAAGAAAUACCUUGAUCUUAACUUUAGUAGGAAAUAUUAAUAUUUUUAUUUGAUAUGUUUAUUGUGAGAUAUAUGCUAUGUAAUCUUAAUUUAGCCAAUAGUUACGUUUAAUGUGGCAAACCUCUAUAAUGUCAUUUAUAAUUUCCCUGUCUUUGUAUUAAGAAUAAUUUGCGAAUUACAUUUUUAAAGUUUAGUACUUUUGCGAAUUACAGCUUAAUAUUUAUUUUGAAUUACAGCCACGAAAGUAUCUAAGUUUACAACGUUUAAGCCAUAUCACAAAAUUCCGACCAUUUUGGUGGUCGAAAUUUUAAGUUAAGUGGUCGUAAUUUUGUGAUUUUACCUAAACACCAUUGACUUUG